This is a messenger RNA of Python bivittatus (Burmese python), 1473 nucleotides long. It is a transcript of the gene GCM2, whose product is annotated as GCM transcription factor 2. Gene Ontology annotation, molecular function: DNA-binding transcription activator activity, RNA polymerase II-specific; RNA polymerase II cis-regulatory region sequence-specific DNA binding. Gene Ontology annotation, biological process: regulation of transcription by RNA polymerase II; gliogenesis. Lineage: Eukaryota; Metazoa; Chordata; Lepidosauria; Squamata; Pythonidae. The record is from RefSeq and is a predicted model, not a curated record. Gene Ontology annotation, cellular component: nucleus.
AUGUCAAAGGGCCCUUUUGAUGAGUCUAGCUACAUCUGUUCCUUUGGAAUGAAGUUAACCUGGGACAUCAAUGAUCCCAAGUUACCACAGGAGCCCAAACACUUUGAUUCUUUCCAGGAGUGGCCUGACGGGUAUUUGCGAUACAUCUAUGCCGUUGAAGAUAAAAAUGCACAAAGGCAUCUUAGCGGUUGGGCCAUGCGCAACACCAACAACCACAAUUGCCAAAUCCUCAAGAAAUCCUGCCUCGGUGUGGUGGUAUGUGCCAGAAACUGCACCCUGCCUGAUGGGGCAAAGCUGCAACUUCGGCCCGCUAUUUGUGAUAAAGCUCGCCAAAAGCAACAAAAAAAGCAUUGUCCCAAUUGCAGCUCAGCUCUUGAACUAAUUGCUUGCCGAGGACAUAGUGGCUAUCCGGUAACUAACUUCUGGAGACAUGAGGGCAAGGCAAUAUUUUUCCAGGCCAAGGGAAUUCAUGACCACCCUAGACCAGAAAGUAAAUCAGAGACUGAGAUUAGAAGAAGUGCUCUCAAAAAGCAAACAUCAUCUUCUCACACAUCCCAGAAAAAACGGUUUCUUGAUUUUCAGACAGGAACAACAUGCAGUGAGAAUGGUAAUCACUUUCACUACAUCCAUCCUCUAGCAUAUGAAGAAGGACCAGAAAAAUUCAGCAUUUUCACAGAUGCCAGUGUACCAUUCCUUGCUCAGUCUCAUUUACUUUCAAAUUCAGAACCAUACCACAUUACUUAUGAUACAACCAACUUUCAAGGGGAUAUAGCAUCACCACUCCAGAACUAUCCAACCUCCCAAAUCUAUACAUCUAAAUCAACUUGUGGUUAUGAGUGUGCAUUUCCUGGUUAUGUCAAUUCCAGUUUAUAUCCUACAUUUCACAAAGAUGUAAUGGAUGUUCCAAUGGACACUGAUCAUCUCUUGCUGAGUGGACUUCAGCGUCAUACAACUUCACUCAGUGUCCACGAAAAGAACUUUGAUGGUGUCCAUAAGCAUCAGGGGAUGAAACAGUCCUUAGGAGAAGCUAAUUAUGGAGAAAGAAUUAGCUAUGGACUAUGUCAAGCCAAUGCUAACUAUCCCCAUUAUAGUGAAGAAUAUGCUUAUAGGUAUAGUAGUCAUUCCUCUCUGAAUGUUCCAACUUUGCAAACUGUUAUUACUGCAACUGCAAAAAUGUCCCUUGAAGCCUACAAACCUCCUGCUGUGAAAUAUGGUGACAGUUUCUGUGAUACAAAAGAUAUGCUUAGUUGUCCCCUAGUAACAGAUGUUUCAGGAAAUUUUUGCUCAGAGAUCAGCAUUCAAGAAGAAGAUUGGGGAAUGAGUAAAUCAACUUUGACUGGUGAGCAUUUUCUGAGCCCUAAUAAAGCAGAACAUGUAGGAGCAGUGGAUACUUGUGAGAGUAGUCCUGAUACUGAAAAAAACUAUACUGGCUAUGAAGGACCAGCAUUCACAUUUGAAAAUACUGAAUACUGA